AUGGGUUUGUUCAGUGCACUUUUCCAUCCCAAGAAGCUCCCCAUGCUCGUGGUCACCCUCGAUGCACUUGGAACAUUGUACAAUUUCCGGCACCCGGUAUCUGUGCAGUACCUCCAAGUUGCUGAGAAUUGCGGUCUCAAGGCCAAAGUCGAUCUCCAACAGCUAGAUCGCUCGUUUAGAUCUUCCUUCAAGCAUUACAACGCAGCCCAUCCCAACUAUGGCAAGAAGACACUCGCGAGUCCUGAGGAAUGGUGGACGAAGGUCGUCAACCGGGCUUUCGGCAAUCUUGUGGAAGGAGGAGAGGCGACACUGCCAAAGGAUUUGGGGUCUGCCCUCUAUACACACUUUUCCUCCGGUGCUGCCUAUGAACCUUUUCCCGACGUGAAGCCUUUUCUCCAGAGUAUGGCUGCUCUCAAGAAACAGUUUGCCGAUCCAGAAGGACCCCUCGUGGCAACUGGGAUUGUCACAAACUCCGAUCCUCGAGUCAGGGCGGUGUUACAGGACAUGGGUUUCCGCGUAGGACCUUCGACCAUGCCCGAUUUCGAAAGUGUAAUGAAAACACACAUGAAUAGCCUCCGCGACCCGUCCAAAGUGUCUUUCGACAGUCCCUUCAGAGACUAUUACAGCCUCCAGAACGACUUCGAUUUCCUUUGCACGAGCUACGACGCCGGCGCGGAAAAGCCACAGGAGAAAAUCUGGCUGGAAGCCCUCAGGCUUGUGUUCCCGAUGCCUAUUUCUCGAUCCGAACAGAACUGUGAGCCGGCCUCCAGCAUAACGGAAGCAUUCAGAAAGGUGUCAUCGGCCAUCAGCCAUCAGUCCGACAUUUCGAGGAUGCUGCGGAUCCAUAUCGGAGACGAGUACUCCAAAGACUAUGUCGGCGCUGUCGGUGCUGGCUGGGAAGCUCUUCACCUCGAUCGAGAGGGAAGUGGUGCCGAAUCGGCGAACGGUGUCAAAGUCGUCCAGUCCCUCGACGAAGCUGCCAUGGUUAUAAAUCUGAUGGCCCGAGAGUAUUUCGUUCAAGCUGAAGACUGA
Messenger RNA from Cladophialophora immunda, 1032 nucleotides. RefSeq lists its product as uncharacterized. Lineage: Eukaryota; Fungi; Ascomycota; Eurotiomycetes; Chaetothyriales; Herpotrichiellaceae. The record is from RefSeq and is a predicted model, not a curated record. Bases 1 to 1032 code for a protein of 343 amino acids. The transcript has a single exon.